AGUGAUGCCACAAUAAUGAAAAGACAAGAAUCCCAAGUAAAAGUGAGUGACAUGAGAAUGACAAAAGAACUGGAAGCCCAAGAAGAGAAAAGUGAGGCUGAAAUACCACAAGGGCAGGAACCCCAAGCAGAGAAGAGUGAGACUGAAAUACCACAAGGGCAGGAAGCCCAAGCAGAGAAGAGUGAGGCUGAAAUACCACAAGGGCAGGAACCCCAAGCAGAGAAGAGUGAGGCUGAAAUACCACAAGGGCAGGAAGCCCAAGUAGAGAAGAGUGAGGCUGAAAUACCACAAGGGCAGGAACCCCAAGCAGAGAAGAGUGAGACUGAAAUACCACAAGGGCAGGAAGCCCAAGUAGAGAAGAGUGAGGCUGAAAUACCACAAGGGCAGGAAGCCCAAGUAGAGAAGAGUGAGACUGGAAUACCAAAAGGACAGGGAUCCAAAGUAAAGAAGAGUGAGACUGGAAUACCAAAAGGAC
Molecule: messenger RNA, 475 nt
Organism: Vicugna pacos (alpaca)
Lineage: Eukaryota; Metazoa; Chordata; Mammalia; Artiodactyla; Camelidae
Source: RefSeq, a predicted model, not a curated record